UAACUUUAUUUACCUAUGACCAAGUUUUUUAUCAUAAAACCCCGCUACAUAUGUAUUACUUAAAAUUCAAAGUACACGCAGGUCGUGCAUACACUAUAUGUCUUAUUUAAUAAUUAAGCAAGGAAUUUAAUUUUUCGAUUGACUUAUAUAAUUUUUUAACAUUGUGAUCUCUCGCCACUGACGUGGACAACUUUCGUGGCCAGUAAUGUAACAUACGAUUUACCAAACUCACAAAGGCGUACAAAUUUAUAGAAAUAUUGAGUUUAACAUACGAUACCUUUUAGAUAAAAUAUAUACUAGUCUAAACGUAUUUCCAUCCUUGACAUUAUCCCAACGUGCACUCUCAAAUAGAAGAAAUAAUCAACCCACCUUAAAUUAAUGGAUAUUCCAUGCAUUGUUGUGGGAAGACAGUUCUACGAAUAAAAAUAAUGAAAAAUAAAAUUAAUGUAUUAUACGAGCAUGCAAAAAUCCUGAGAUUAUCCUUAGGCAUUGGCUGCAGACUGUGAUGUAGGAGGUGAAGAGAACUAUAAAGAUCUAUUCCGGAGUGGGAAUUACUGGGCUAUGUCGAAAGUUGUACAGCCCUGAACUGCUUGCCGAUGAAUGUCCAGUGAACAUUGGGCGCGUUACGUUCUCAGUCUGGAACGGACUCACCAUCUGAUCAGAUCAGGUGAAAUAUAAAUCUGAGUUGUACUAUAGUAUAGAAAAUUUUCUAUCAACAGUCCACAAAAGACUGAGGAUUUUAUCAGAUCAAGCGACCUGUUUUGCGAAGUGCAUUCAUUUUUUGGAUAUUUCAUAACGUUGGGAACUUUCGAGAGGUAAUAUUAUAAAUUUUACAACGAAAAUCAAACCUGUGAUCCGGUAAUUGUUUUCCGGCAAUAUGACAGAAACGAGCAUGGAGGAUCUACCAGACAGAGUAGCAGAGGCUUUCAAGGGUCGUGAGAUUCUGCUCACCGGUGGCACAGGUUUUUUAGGGAAAGUAAUGGUCGAAAGAUUUUUACGAACUAUGCCUGACGUUGGAAAAAUCUACAUACUCGUCAGACCAAAGAAAGGAAAAGAUCCCAAGUAUCGUCUGGAAGAAAUCUUCAAUUCUCCCCUUUUCGAGAAAGUGAGAAAUCUCAGAGGAUUACCUGAAAUACACAAAAAGAUUGUUGCCGUAACUGGUGAUGUAUCAUUACCAGGAUUGGGACUCUCGUCAGAUGACCGAAAGAUGCUUUGUAAUACGAUUAAUAUCGUGUAUCAUGCUGCAGCAACAGUAAGAUUUGAUGAGCUACUUAAAAGAGCUGUCAUACUGAAUACUCGUGGUACCAAGCAAAUGUUGGAUCUUGCAAAAGAAAUGAAGCAUCUUAUUUUGUUCGCUCAUAUCAGUACCGCGUAUUGUCAUCUUGAGGAGAAGGUUUUGAGUGAAAAACCAUAUCCACCACCGUCGGACCCCCAUAAACUAAUCAAGUGUGUAGAAUGGAUGGAGGACGAAGUAGUUGAAGCUAUGACAGAUAAAAUAUUGGGUGAUUUGCCAAACACCUAUGCCUUCACUAAAGCAUUAUCUGAAAGUCUUGUCGAAGAGGCGAUGCCUCAUAUCCCAGCUAUUAUCUUACGACCCAGUAUAAUAAUUCCAAUAUGGAAGGAGCCAUUGCCUGGUUGGACUGAUAAUAUUAAUGGACCAACUGGGCUAUUAAUUGGUGCUGGUAAAGGUGUUAUCAGGACUAUGUACUGUAAUCAAAAUGGUUAUGCAGAUUAUCUACCUGUAGACAUUGCAGUGAAUGCUAUCCUAGCUUGUUCUUGGAACUAUAUUUACCUGAAAGAUCAUGAGAAACGAGUAUAUAACCUCACAAGCAGCACUGAAUUUAAGGUAUCAUGGGCUGAGAUAAUUGAGAGGGGACGUAGAGUCACCGAGAAAGUACCUUUGAACGGUGUUGUUUGGUACCCAGGUGGUAGUAUGAAGAGGUCCAGACUCUUGCACAAUAUUUGUGUUUUGUUUUUCCAUAUGAUUCCGGCCUACCUCAUUGACUCGCUUAUAUUUUUAGCAGGGCAUAAGCCUAUUAUGUGUCGGGUGCAUCGACGCAUUCAGAAAGGGUUCGAAGUCUUCGAAUACUAUGCCAAUAAUCAAUGGGACUUUGAUAAUUCAAAUAUUACUCAACUUAGAGAGAAGUUUAAUGCCAAAGAGAAGAUCUUGUACCAAUUGCAUGGUGAUGAUAUGGAUCUGGACGCUUACUUUGAGGCUUGCAUUAGAGCUGCGAGAAUUUAUGUCUUGAACGAGCCACCGGAGACGCUACCUGCGGCACGUCGUCACAUGAAAGUUAUGUAUUGGGUGGAUGUCAUUACAAAGAUUCUUUUCGUUGUCCUGAUUAUAUAUACAUUGUUUUCAUGGAGCGAGAGUUUUCGAGCUUUGCUUAUAGGCGGCUAAAAAUUCGUACUCAGUUUACUAUCCAUUUGUUAUUACUAGUUUUAUAUUUUUCAAUACGAUUUGUAUUGUAUUUUGACCAAAUAAAACCUUACUACUUUAA
Messenger RNA from Cephus cinctus (wheat stem sawfly), 2501 nucleotides. Its product is annotated as putative fatty acyl-CoA reductase CG5065. The transcript has 9 exons. Lineage: Eukaryota; Metazoa; Arthropoda; Insecta; Hymenoptera; Cephidae. The coding region runs from base 878 to 2401 and encodes 507 amino acids. Gene Ontology annotation, cellular component: peroxisome. The record is from RefSeq and is a predicted model, not a curated record. Gene Ontology annotation, molecular function: alcohol-forming very long-chain fatty acyl-CoA reductase (NADP+) activity. Gene Ontology annotation, biological process: long-chain fatty-acyl-CoA metabolic process.